Lates calcarifer (barramundi perch) is the source of this 1602-nucleotide messenger RNA. RefSeq lists its product as uncharacterized. The record is from RefSeq and is a predicted model, not a curated record. Bases 98 to 721 code for a protein of 207 amino acids. The transcript has 5 exons. NCBI's taxonomy places the organism in Eukaryota, Metazoa, Chordata, Actinopteri, Centropomidae.
GCGCAUGCGCAUUUCCGAAGGGGUUUUCUGAAAGACUGUAGCCUUUAUCAGUCGGUGUUAGUCUCUUUUGGAGGAUAUUAUUCUUAUCUCACGACAGAUGGACACCUCAGAUCCUCACGCUCUCAGUCCUUUUAAGAGCACCAAUUUAACAAUAAUGAAAGAAAGAACAUCGUUGAAUCAGGUCAUGGCUUUUAAAACAUCCAACAUACAGCGAGUGGUCCAGAUGGUGCAGAGGGUGGCGCAGAAGAGCUGCAGGAGGGCUUGCCAGUUCUUCUGCUGCCCGUUAGACGCUCUGCUGUGUGAAAAGGUCACGUGCUGCCCAGCUCAAGACCAUCAGUUUACAGAGGAUAAAACUACACAAGUUGCACUCCGGAAUCCGCCAUCAACCAUUUUGAUUGUGAACAUCAGCAACUCCACCCUGAUCGACUGCGUCAUUGGGAAUGAUACGUAUCCAUCGGCAGUGACAGAAAGUCAGCCUCUGAUGCAGGGAUCUGAGCCCUACAGGCAUGAUCAGAUGAGGUGCAGCUGUAGCCAUGGACAGCAGGGGGCAGGACAGACCUCUCCUCCUUCACCUCCUCCUCCUCCUCACUGUCCUCCCUUUCCACCAGAGGAGCAUCCGAGCAUCAACAUCCACAGCUCCCAUCUCAACUGUGUCAUCAUCGGAGACAACAACUACAUGCAUGCUGAGCAGAUCCGCUCAUCCGAAACCGAAGAGCCAUGAGUGUGAGGCUUGGACCACACAGAACUGACACACACGCACACUACACACUCAAAAAACACUGGCAUCUUUGCAAGGAUAAGAACUUAAACUCAGUAUUAGGAGGAAAUGUAGUUUUCUGUCAGUCUUCAGACCACUCACUCUUUUUUCUUAUUUUUUUCUGACUUGUAAUUUAUUUUCUAACAAUUGUAAUAAUCUUACCAAUACUUGACUAUAAAAUGUCAGAAAAUAGUUAAACAAAGGUUCAUCAUAGUUUCCCAGAGGGAAAUAGAUUUAUUUUUUUUUGCUCUGGUUUUGAUGUGACUCUAAGUGGUCUCAGCCCUGACAUUUCUGAGUAGUGAUGUAAAAAUAUAACCAUAGUUCAUUACAGUGUUGUAAGAGUUCCUGCACGCACAAACAAACGUCAACUCCCUUAUUAUAGCUUUAAUAUAAAAUAAUUCUCUCUAGUCAAGGGGUUUCCUGUUAUGCAAUGCCGGGUCUUCUGCUCCUUUGUCAGAUAUGAGGACACAAAGUUGGGAGUGGUGGAAAUUUGUAUUGCAUUCCCACAUAGAUGUGACUUUUUAAUGAUUCAUCUCUCUAUGACUAGUUGAAUCUGUAAUGUAAGUCCUGAUAUGCUUACUGAUGCACUGUUAAGUUGUUCACUUGCUGUAGGAUUCAUUAAUUGUAUAUUGUGUAAUGGCACAGACAAACAGUGAAAUACUGUGUGUCUGUGUCUGAAAUCCUUAUCAUGUCAUGGUAAAGGUAUAGACCUAUGUUAAAAUGUAUGGCCUAUGGUCACUAACAGUAGACUACUUAGUAGUGUUCUUUGCCAGAAGUCAUUAGAUUUCUUGCAUUUUUAUGUUUGAUAUUGUUUAAUCUUAUAAAAUAUGUUUUUGAACUUUGAA